UUUUUUUUUUUCUUGUUAACUCUGUGAGUUGUUUUCUUUUGGGUUUCUGAGGGACCAAACAGACUGCUACUUUUUUUUUUAUUCUUCUCUGAUUCACGGAGAUUGAAUAUCUGCUAUAGAAAGAAAUAAUUUUAGAUAAGUUUCAAUUAUUUUCCCCCAAAACUUCUGUUUUUGUAUUUUGAAGUUAUAGAAAUUUGGCAAAUUCAAUUUAGGGAUUGUUGUUAUUUGUCUUCAGCCUCUACGUUGUGGAAGAGCUAAAAGAUGUGUAUUAAGUGAUAUAGCUGUUGGUGUCAGACUUUCGGUGAUUAAGUCUAGUGGUUGAUUCUUGAAAGAUAAGAUGUUUUAGGGCUUUUCUUAAUUGAGCUUGUAUCUUAUUAAGAUUCUGUUUUGUUUGCUAUGAUUUUUAUCACUACAAGCUUAGGUUGCUGAUCUCUAAUCCAUAGUUUCUUUUCCAUAUAAAAUAUUAUGGGUUUACAUUUUUUUUUUCAGUUUAUAUAAUGUGGAGCUACCCACCAGUGUUGUGGCUUCCAAUUUUCGAGCCGUUGCUCCCUGCUUAAAUUAAUAUGUUGCAUUUUUGUGUGUGCUUGCGAGCAUGUGUGGAUUUACUUUUACAAGCUAAUCCCAGGAGAGGAACCAAAUUUUUUCGAAUUAAUUUAUUCCUAUGGAGUUGAUUCUGGGUUGUGACAAUCACUGGUUUAGUUCAAGAGCACAAAAUCUUCUGAAAUUUCAAUUCUGUUUAUUCUCUGCCCUGCUAGAUGUUUCUUUUCUAUUUUUCUCUUUUAAUCUAAUAUUAUUAAUGCGUCAUGAUUCAUAUCAUAUGGUUCUUUCUCAUAGCUUCAGGUGUCUUUCAUAAUUAUCCUCUGCAUGGUUUCCAUGCUUUUCUUUUUUAAUCUGUCAGAUUUCUUAAAUCUUAAAAUAGUGGCUUGGGGUGGAAAACCUUCUAUAGUGGAUUUUGCCAAGUUGUGUACAGUUGUUUGUGAGUUAAUGUCUAAUAUCCACACAUUUGCUUUUAUCUUUCCCACUCUCCAGCAAUCUUGAUUAUGAUAAUGCAUUUCAGAAAUUGUAAUUCCCCAUUCUUAUUUUUGUUUAUAUAAUUAUGCUUUAGGUUUAGAGACCCCAUUUCAUCAGAACUGUCUAUAAAGAUUGGGAUAGAAGCCACUGUUUUUCGUGAGCUACAGAUAGCAGUUUGAAUACACAGAUGAAGAAGCUAUUUUUUUUCAGAUCUUCCUCCAACAAUGGAAACAACAAUGAUGGUUGUCUGCCAUCAACUGAUAAACAAGUUUACUGGGAUAUCCCAGUGGAAGAUAGGUUGAACAAUCAACGUGAUGAUAAGGCUGACAACAGCUUCCGGAGCCCCAAGGGGUUAUUUUCAAAGUCUCGAAAGCAAGUUUAUGGUAACCCUACUAGCUCCAGCACCAGUUUCCACCUUAGAAGAAGUCGCUCAAUGUCAUCAGCUGCCUUUAUUGUUGAUGGAUUGGACCAAAGAGUUUUUUCUCACCUAGAUGAUCAAAUUGGAUCCCCUUCUAGUAGCAUUAACAGUACUGCUCAUCAGCGAUGUGAUCAUCCAUCUCGAAGGCAGGCUCUUACACCUGAGAGGCAAGCAAGAGCAAAGCGAUUCGAAACAAUAGCUAUUCAAAAUGCAUAUGGGCAAGAGAGGCCUAGAUCUUCUGGUUCUUCUAAAUCUCAUCACAAUUCAUCAGGAAACUCUUCUUGUAGUAAUAUCUCAAGCAAAGUUUUGGACCGCUACAUUGAUGGAGAGGAGCAGCAAGAGAGAAGUAAGCCCAAAAACAGUAUUCUCCAAAGAAAUUUUUCUGGGAAUGGAAAUGAAGGUGGAAAGCUUCCACCACGAGUUCAAUAUACAGCUCCUUCAUCACCACCAGAUGGCAUCAAAGAUAAACACAGAUCUCGUUCAUAUAGGGACGCUAAAGCUGCCCACCUUCAUUUUUUUUCAAGAGAUUGGGUGGAGAAUGGAUUUAAUCAUGAAUCUCCACGGAGACUUGCAAAAGAUGUCAUUGAGAGGCUCUCUCAAACUCAUUUAUCUCAUAAAUCAAGUUCAGAGCAAUUUAACCAUGAUAUCCCAAUCACAAUUGAAGAUAUCUAUGCUGAAUCCAUGAAUAAAUUUGUUGAUUCAAACGUAGAUGUUCUUUCCCAAAAAAGUUACUCAAAGGAGGAACCUCAUGCAACCAUUAAUAACUACCAUGGAGAUGAUUUGUUAGGCUCUCAGAAAACAACUUGUUUUCUUGAAAACAAUUGUGGGGAUAUAAACUCUGUUCAUAUUGAGGAUGCUAUAGAUGUUGAAUUACAGCGAAGAUCUAAAGAAGCUGAGGAAAGGGUUCUGCUUCUUUCCGAGGAACUUGACCAAGAAGGUUUUCAAGGUACUGGGUUUGAUAUACCAUCCUUGAUUCAGAAUAUUAGGGACUUAAUGGAGGAUAGGCUAAACUUGGCUAUUGAGGUUUCAAGUCUUUUGAACUCUCAAAUUUCUGAGAGAGACACUUACAGGGAAGAAGUUAGAUUGGCAAAAGCAGAAUUGGAGGCACGGACCCGAAAACUGCAGAAGGAGAAGAGUGAAUUGCAAUCAGCACUGGAGAGAGAGUUAGACAGAAGGUCAAGUGACUGGUCAUUGAAGCUUGAAAAGUACCAGUUAGAAGAGCAGAGGCUUCGUGCUCGUGUUAGAGAACUUGCAGAGCAGAAUGUCUCCCUCCAGAGGGAAGUCUCUUCUUUUAAUGAGAGGGAAGAAGAAAGCAGAAGUGUGAUUGCAUUUUCAGAGCAACAACUUAGACACCUGACCUCGAGGUUGGAAGAGGCAAGCAAGGAGAAUCAUGAGCUAAGAGAAGAUAUUUCUGAAUUACGAGAUAAGCACACAGUGACAGAAGGAGAUCUUAGUUGCACCAAAAGGAAUUUUGAAGAGAAGGACAAGGAGUGCAAAGAGUUGCAAAAGUCUACUGCUAGAUUGUUAAGAACCUGCAACAAACAAGAGAAGACAAUUGAGGGUUUGCGGGAAGCAUUUGGUGAGGAAAUUGAGAAGCAGCAGUCAUUGGACAAGUUUAACAGGCAUCUUAAAAAGUUGCAAAUGGAGCAAUUGAGGUUGACAGGGUUAGAGUUGGCUUUGAGAAGGGAGUUGGAAUCUCAGAGGAUUGAAAUUGAUUCUCUUCGACAAGAGAAUGUUGGCUUGUUGAGGCGCUUAAAGGGCAGUGGAGAAGAUCUAGGUGCUUUAACUUUCAAACUAGAUAAAGAAAUGUGGAGCCAUUUAUGCUCCCUGAAAAAUCAAGGGCUACCGAUGCUGAAGGAGAGCACACAGCUAUGCUCCGGGUUAUUGGAAUUCAUCAAAGGCAAAGCAGGCCAAAUUCCAGAAACUAAGCAGGGAGGGGAACUUACAAGAAAUGGUUUAGAUGGGCAGUUUGUUAUUGAAGCUGAUGUAAGAGUUCAAGGCUUUAAGCGCGGAAUUGAGAACCUAACAAGGAGUUUGCAGACAAUAUCUUCUUUGCUGCAGGAGAAGUCCAGUUCAGUUACAUCAAAAUUUGAGUUGCCAUGCCCUAAUGUUGAUGGUUCAGCAAAACUAAAUAAUCCAUCAUCAGAGGAAACAUUAAAGUUCGAGCUCAAAGCAGAAAUUUUACUAACCAGUCUGUUAAGAGAGAAGCUCUACACUAAAGAUUUGGAGGUUGAACAGUUGCAGGCUGAACUGGCUGCAGCAGUGAGAGGUAAUGACAUCCUUAGAUGUGAAGCCCAGAAUGCAUUGGACAACCUCUCCUGUGCCAGCCACAAGUUGAAAGACUUUGAGCUUCAGAUGCAAAAGAAGGAUGAUAGUAUGAGUAGGCUUCAAAAUGAACUCCAAGAAUCUAUGAAGGAGCUAACAAUAACAAGGGGCAUUCUACCCAAAGUAUCUGAGGAGAGAGAUCUGAUGUGGGAGAAGGUGAAGCAAUACAAUGAGAAGAAUAUGGUUUUGAAUUCAGAGGUUAGUAUCUUGAAGAAGAAGAUAGAAGCCCUUGAUGAAGACUUGCUUCUCAAGGAAGGUCAAAUUACAAUCCUAAAAGACACCAUAGGUACCAAACCUUUUGAUCUACUUGCUAGUCCUGAUUAUUCACAAGAAUUCUUGCUAAAAUGAUUUUAGAGGUCUUUGGUAGGAUUUGUAUACACUGUUUAUAGUCCUAUACUUUGAAAGACGUGCUUUUGAGUUUGCCAUUGGUAGGAUGUGUGAACACUGUUUAUAAUGCUGUGUUUAUGAGAGUUUUCUUUAUUCUUUUGAGCUCCAUUUUUGUUUUGCCUUUUCUCAUAGUGGGUCUUGGUGAGAUGGUGUAAAAGCCUUAAAUCCCAUGAUUCUUUUGUAUAAUGCUGGUUUUCAUAAUUGUAUGUUGUUGGUUUUCCUGUUAUCUAAUUAAAGCUGGCAAUUGAUCUUUUGCUA
This is a messenger RNA of Manihot esculenta (cassava), 4399 nucleotides long. Its product is annotated as centromere protein F. The record is from RefSeq and is a predicted model, not a curated record. Lineage: Eukaryota; Viridiplantae; Streptophyta; Magnoliopsida; Malpighiales; Euphorbiaceae. The transcript has 4 exons. The coding region runs from base 1199 to 4102 and encodes 967 amino acids.